AUGGAGACAGAUACAGUCUCCUUCCACCCUUCUCUGCGUUCAGGUGCCGCCUUACUCUCACGCCGAAUGUUCCCUACUUGCCGCACGUUCAUCCAUCGUCAACCAAGAUCUGAUCCCGACAUCGCAGCUCAACUCGACCGCAUGCUCGCAAUAAUAGAUGUUUUAGAGGCUGAAUCACUCCGAGUGGGUCCCGGCAACAACCUUCCGGAUCACUACGCCGUACUCCAACUCAAACCUUCGGAUACCAACACCAGAAACCGUGAUUUUGUGCGGCAGCGUUUUAAGAAUCUUGUUCGCCAGCUUGAUCCAAACAAGAACAAGUUUCCAUUGGCAGAAGAAGCUCUCAUGCGAGUCCGUGAAGCCUGGCAAAUUUUAUCUGACCCGGUUCAGUUAGACCGGUUCAAACGUGAGAUUAGAGGAGAGGUUGAAGUUGUUUCACCUGCUUCGUUUUGGACUAUGUGUCCUUAUUGUUGGUUCUUGCAUGAGUAUGAGAAGAAAUACGAAGAUUGUACCCUUCGGUGUGGGAACUGUAGGAGGACAUUUCACGGAACUCCGGUGAAGCCGCCGGAACAGGAGUCUAUGGUGGAGGGGAAAGAACAGUACUAUUGCUAUCACAUGAGUUUGCCCUUAAGGUACCCUGUGGAUGACAAUUGUAGUUUUGAAUUUGGGGGUAAUGGGGGUAGGAAGAUGAGGAUAAAAACUGUGGCUAAUAGGUCUAGGGUGAAAGCUGUUGUUGUUCCGGAUAGUGAAUCUGAAUCGGAUCCUGAAAUGGAAGUGGAGCUGUGA
Molecule: messenger RNA, 786 nt
Organism: Lathyrus sativus (Indian pea)
Lineage: Eukaryota; Viridiplantae; Streptophyta; Magnoliopsida; Fabales; Fabaceae
Source: the annotation of a GenBank genome assembly